Messenger RNA from Hyalella azteca, 426 nucleotides. RefSeq names its product ABC transporter G family member 9-like. The transcript has 2 exons. The annotation marks the transcript as partial. NCBI's taxonomy places the organism in Eukaryota, Metazoa, Arthropoda, Malacostraca, Amphipoda, Hyalellidae. The record is from RefSeq and is a predicted model, not a curated record. Gene Ontology annotation, molecular function: ABC-type transporter activity. Gene Ontology annotation, cellular component: plasma membrane.
GUACUGACGGCGCGCUGCUUCGCGGUGUACCGCCCCAUCAUCACGUCGCGGGUGAACUGGGUGCAGACGCUGGGGUUCGCGCUGCUGGCGGGGGUGCUGUGGUACCAGGCGCCCCGUACCGAGGAGGGCAUCACGGACCUGCAAGGCUGGAUGUUCUUCUCCACAUCCUACUGGAUGAUGCACAGCCACUUCCAGGCCCUCAAUACAUUCCCGCGAGAGAAGGCGGUGCUGGAGAAGGAGCGGGGCAGCGGCUGGUAUCGCAUCAGCGCCUACUACAUCGCCAAGACCCUCAGCGAACUUCCCCUCACCAUAGCCCUGCCUUCCCUCUAUUUCAUCAUCUCAUACCCUCUGAUGGCAGGCGUGUCCAAUGCCCUCGUCAUGCUGCUGCUUCUCCUUAUGCUUCUCCUCAACGCCCUCGUGNGAUAG